Girardinichthys multiradiatus is the source of this 4478-nucleotide messenger RNA. RefSeq names its product ST6 (alpha-N-acetyl-neuraminyl-2,3-beta-galactosyl-1,3)-N-acetylgalactosaminide alpha-2,6-sialyltransferase (gene st6galnac). Lineage: Eukaryota; Metazoa; Chordata; Actinopteri; Cyprinodontiformes; Goodeidae. The coding region runs from base 482 to 1864 and encodes 460 amino acids. The transcript is spliced from 11 exons. Gene Ontology annotation, molecular function: sialyltransferase activity. The record is from RefSeq and is a predicted model, not a curated record.
UCAGGAAACACCCUGUCAGCUGACCAACUUCCUCUUCUUCCUCUUCUGUUCCCCUCCAUCACACUUUAAGUCACUUCCUACAAGUCACCCAACCAACCAGAGCUUCCUGCAAUGGUCUCCCUGCCCCCUCCUCCUCUCAUGUUUGACCAAUUGCCAGCAGCUGUUACUCAUUUCACAAUAGGCCCGCCCAUCCACUACUGAGACUGGCAGUGACACUCUUAGCGCUUCCUUAGAGCAAGAUGUCUCCGCUGUCAGAGUAAAGGCGACCUGCUGCUGCUGUCGUAUUGAGAGAAGCCUGGGUCAUUUUGUGGGAUAAUUUAACCCUCACCAUCACCUCACACCUGCUGGCCUGAACAGGGAAGCCCUUCUGAAUCGGAUAGCAUCCUCCUCCUGGGGCCAUCCUCAUGGUCCUGCAGGCGGCUCGCAGGGCCCAGCAAGCACACGCAGCCCAUUGCCCAGAAACGCCUGCAUCCUAAAAGGGAUGGCCUUGAAGAGGCACCUGCUGUUUGGUGUGUGGAGCGUCGUCUGCCUCCUGCUUAUCUACAUGCUGUGUUUAAACAUGCAGCGGCCUUCCUUUUACCUGCUUGGUAGGAAUUUCCAUCCUGUGGCAUGGAGGCCGAUCAGCAUCUCUAAGGAUUCUCCACCCAGAUGGAGCAACCUUAGCCAGCAAGCCCUGACCUCCACACCUCCUAACCCCAUAGGAGCCAAACAGACAGCAGCUUUAAAGACUCAACCAGUCACCAAACCACCAAACCCAGCAAAAAACCAAACCCUAAAUGCCUUAAAGUCCAUUUUCAGGGCUGAAGAUGACAAAGCCAAGAAAAGCACCAGGGCCCCUCCUGUGAAACCCACCAAAGCUCGAGGCCCCACAGAUCCCCCCUUCAUUGGAGACUCUUACAUGACUGAGAAUGUCCCUCCACAAACAAAUUGCCCAGAUGGGAUUCAAAGUCGGAUAAAGCAGUCUGAAUUUGGAGGACGAUUCCUGGAGCAUAUUCCGGUCCUGCAAUGGGCCCAACAUGUGACUCAGGAGCAGCACCAGCGUCUGAAACGGUAUCCAGGAACACAUGGCUGGGGAGGCAUCGACUACAACACUCUGAUGGAUACUCUGUCUGUGCUAAACUCCUCUGCAAAUUGGAGGAUGUUGGAUGACUGGGAAACUCGUAAAAAUGAAUCGGAGUGCAGCCGAUGUGCCGUGGUGGGAAAUGGUGGGAUACUGAAGAGCUCAAACAAAGGGAAGGAAAUCGACAGCCAUCAUUAUGUCUUCAGGACCAACGGAGCAGUCAUUAAAGGCUUCGAGGAGGAUGUGGGGUCACGGACCACCCACUACACCUUCUCCACAAACACAUUAAUGAACUCCAUGAGGAGCUACGGAUACGCCGGGUACCAUGGGCCUCCUGUGUCCACGGAGACACGAUAUGUUUUCCUGCCCGAUCAUGACCGGGAUUACCUGCUGAUGAAGGCAGCAGCCAUGCACACACCAGUGGGGAGGGGACCUGAGCAAGGCAAAGACCCAACAAAGUACUUUGGAAAGGAUGUCUCAGCAGCAAAGCUAAAGAUGUACCACCCAGAUUUCAUCCGUUACCUCAGAAACAGAUUCCUUCGGUCAAACAUUCUGAAAGGCAGGUAUAAGAGCAUCUACCGUCCGUCGACGGGUGCGGCAAUGCUGUUGGCUGCACUGCACACCUGCGACCAGGUGAGUGCGUAUGGCUUUAUGACGCCAGACUACAGAAACUACUCGGACCAUUACUACGAUAAAACCUAUCACAGUGUGGCCUUCUAUGCCAACCAUGACAUGCGUAUGGAGAUGGUUGUGUGGCAGCAGCUGCACAAGGCAGGUCUCAUUACACUGUACAUGGGGCAGUAAAACCGAUGUCACCCUUCCUGUAAAGGAGAGCACAGGAUGGAAGUUUUCCUUUUAAUGAAGAACUAAACAACAGCUGAUUUGUUUUUUUUUUUCUGGGAAAGGUGAUUUUAUUUAAAAAAAAAAAAAAAACCUCAGUUUGCUUGACUUUUCCUAAUUUAUCACCAUCAGGUUGAAGAUUAAGUUAUGAAAAAAAAAAGGUGUGGCACUUUUUUGCCAAGUCUUCAUAAAAACAUACAAAAAUAAUGGCCUCCAUUGUAACAUAAAUGUUUGGAUUUCUUUCUUUCUUUUUAAUCCCAGUUUGGAUUUCUGAGUCUUUACAAAAAUCCACCAGAAAAGCUCCUGAAGUUACAAUUCAUAUAAAUUUGCUACUUCAACAUUACUGACCUCAAGAUUCAGCAUCCCACUUUGAGUAUAAGGUACUGAUCAAUCCAGCAAUAAACCCAUCAAUUUGUAUUCCAUGCUGUCACACACAAAAAUAAUUUCCUGGUGAAAACGUGUUAUAAUUAUUCCGGUUUAGUUUUGAGGUUGGUUUCUGAUCUCUAGUUUUUGAAAAGCUUUGACCUUCUGAUACCUUUCAGGCGAUUCUGAUUUCUCAUGAACAACUUUAGCCUUCACCCGAUGAACAUAAUUAUUUUAAUCAGGUGAAAAAAGGCGAUGUCACACUGUGUGUGAGACAGGAUGGUUUUACCAUUUUUAAAACAAAAAAACUGAUUUGCUCUCAAUGAUUUAUUUAUAGAUAAAAGUUACAACUUGAACAUUGUUAACUUUGUGGUAUCAUUCUGAAGUCUGAAUCUUAGCUUCUGGGCUCUAACUGUUAGCAUAGUCAUAAACAAACAUGCUAACAUUAGCAGGUAGCUCAGAUUGCUCUGUUUUAAUACAAAGGACUGGAACUUAACUGAGUGCAGCUUCAUUGUUGCUCAGUGAGUGUUGGCAGGACCUAAACAGUCUAAAGUAAUUUAGACUGUUUAGGUCUGUGGCUAGUCAUGGUUCGAUUAUUAAAGUGGUGAAGAUAAACAUGAAUAAAACGUAUUCGUUUUAUCACAUUUAAUCAGACUUUUUUUGACGACCCAUCUACUGAUAAAAUAAGCUUUUAUUUAAAUUUUUGCGGAAAAUUUGUAUUUUCUCUAAGAAUAUGUGGAUUUCUAGUCAGUGGGAUAAAAUAAUGCAUGAGUACUAAUAUUGGAUUAUUUAAACAGGAUCUGAGAUCCUGUUUAAAUAAAAGAUCUGAGACAAAUGCAUACAGGCUGGUAAAUGUUUCAAAGUCAUAAACAUCCACACUCCAAGAUAAUGUUGAGCUUUGCUCUCUUCUAAAGGGUAAUUGAGCAAUAAUAAUCUCUCAAAUAAAAAGCUGUGCAUGAAGAGUCACUGUGGAGACCCAAGAUUUGUUUUUCACAAUGCCAAAGAUCAGUUUCUAGCCAAAGUGAGGACAUUAUUUGAAUGCAAAAUAUGUGUGAGUUCCUGAAGUGAUGGGAGGAAAGUUUAUAACAUUGCCAGAAAUAAAGCUGUCAUGUGCACAGGAAUAAAUGCAAUUCUUUGAACCCAAAUUAUUUUGCUGAAAUGUUCAUUUUUAGGUUUCCCAAAACUAAAACAGCACAGUGUGCAACAGUUUUUCUCUUACUACAGCAACAAGGACUGUAAACCUGCCCCAUCACCAAAGAUCGGUCUUAUUCCACUUUUAGAGCCGUGAAUCAUGACAAACAUGUUGCCUAGAAGAAUGUGCAUCACAAAAUACACUUCUGCUAUAAAGUUUUGUGUCAUGGGAGAUUGUGUGCUGAUAAAAUACAGCUCAGUUUGCCACUUCUUUAAAAGAUCUCAUCUACAGACCAAACAAUCAGAGCUCUGCUGGCCAAAGUUUAUUCUGAAACUAUUCCUUUCGGACUGUUUUACUGUGGAAUGCCUCUAAGUGUGACUUUAAAGCUGACGGAUUACCAUGUACAUAUGAAAGCAUUUAUAUAUUUUACUAUCUUGAUUUUGAUUAUAUUUUUAUGUUUUUACAAGUUGCCACGCUGUGAGAUUUUGUGGCUUUCUGUGCCUUUUAAUGUGAACCAGCAUGUUUUCUUCUGAGGCGAUUGUUGGGUGUUUCUACAGAGACGGGAAACAGGGGAGCUGUUGGUGUAAGACUUAUGUUUUAGGGUGAAAAUGAUUCAUCUAUUUGGGACGGUUUGUUCACAUGAAUGCUCCCCUGUGAGCCGUUACAGGAGUCAAAUGUCAAACUGUCCGCUUUGAUGUGUUGAGUCACCCUAGAUGACAUAAAUGGAAAGUUGCACCUUUACUACAGCCAUAAAUCACUGGUUUUCAAAUGGAAAACAAGUAAAGAAAAUAACUAAAUGGUGUAUCAGGGAGUUUUUUGUAUUUUAGUUUGAUCCAAAUAAAGUGGUUCAGUUUUCUAAACCUGUUUAUUUUUGUACAAACUGUAGCCAUGCAAAGGGACUUUUUACAGUGCAAUUUCUGUCUUCAUUUUGACUUAUUAAAACUGUAUAAACUGAAAUGUUGAAUUUAUUUUGGUGCUUAUGACUGUCUCUCUGUUGUUCUGUAACCUUUGCUACACUUUCUAACUAGCAGAAAACUUCCUGGAAUAUAUUUAAGAUGUCAAUAAAAAUAAAAGGAACUGAAA